CUCACCUUCCGUUAUUCUCCCUGCCACCCUUCCUCUCCACCAAUGACCCCUGAUUCCCGCAGUAAAACUCGCGGCCGCCCUCCACAACCGCGGUGCCAAACUGGAGCAGAGGGGCGUGUGCGCCUCGCCGCGCUGUGGGAAACCCCUCCUGUCAGUGGGAGUGAAGGAACGCGCAAAGCAGGCGCCUUUCCAGCUAGUGUAAGUUAUGCGCCCGCGUCAGCUCACGCCUAUGUUUCUCUCUCACUUAGUUGCCGAGAAUGUGCACGCGAAUCAGGAGAGGAUUGGAGAGGCGUAGAGCUCAGGCCGUCCAGAUGGGCUCGCAGUAAUCCCCGGCUGCAUUUGGAGGACUUUACAGCGGCGGGUUAACACUUGGACAGCGGCCAGACCGACCCGCUCCCUCUGCACGGACAUCUGAAGGGGUUGGAUCUAUGAGGUUCAGCUGGCGGGGGGUUUGAGUUCUCUCGGGAACUAUGGAGCGCCCGGGAUGUGGCGGAGCGGGUCUGCUGUGUGUUUGCUACCCGUGCUGAACUGAGCCCGUGCCCGGCACGCCUCGCCACCCGACCCGAGCCCGCGUGUGCGCUCCGCCCGGGGACCAUGCGCUCCGGCCCCAUGCCCAUGCUACAGCUGGCCGCCCUCAUCUACUCUCUGCUGCCGGCCAGGACACAGUACGACAGCUGCAAGUCGCUGGUCAACACCGAUGACGGCCCUUCCUGGGAGUUUUACGCCUGUCAACCCAGACCCGUGUCCAUGAAGCCCUACCUGAAAGUGAAGGUGGAGCCGGCUGUCGUGACUUGUGGGGACCCGCCCGAGCGCUUCUGUGCCCUGGGCAAUCCCUACAUGUGCUUUAGUGAAUGUGAUGUUUCAAACCCUGACCUGGCUCACCCCCCCAAACUAAUGUUUGAUCAGGAAGAUAACGGACCUGUAACUUACUGGCAAAGUGUCACCUGGAAAAAAUACCCUGAACCUCUCCUGGCGAACAUCACUCUGUCCUGGAACAAGAGCAUCCAACUCACCGAGAAUAUCGUCAUUACCUUUGAGGCAGGCCGACCCACCACUAUGAUACUGGAGAAGUCCCUAAAUUAUGGAAGGACAUGGCAGCCUUAUCAGUACUAUGCAGAAGACUGCAUGGAGGCCUUCAGAAUGGAGGCCAAAAAUGUCCGGGAUCUCUCACCCGUGACUGCCCUCCAGAUCAUCUGCACCGAAGACUACUCCAAGUGGGUGGGCUUUGAAAAUGAGAAGAACUUGCAUUUUGAGGUCAAAGAACGCUUUGCGAUUUUUGCAGGCUCGUUCCUCCAGAACAUGGAGGCUCUGUACAAGAGAAUGGACAUCAACAAGGGUCUAAGAGACUUUUUCACGUUAACGGACCUUCGCAUCAGGCUGAUAAAACCCGCAACCGGAGGGACAUUUGUGCAGAGGAAAUACUUAAACAAGUACUUCUACGCAAUUUCUAAUGUUGAAGUUGUGGGCAGGUGUAAGUGCAACAUGCACGCAAACAGCUGCUACUUCAAGGAAGGGAUUUUGAUGUGCGAGUGUGACCACAACACAACGGGCCAAGACUGCGGAAAGUGCAAGAGGAACUAUAAAGCUAAAUCAUGGCGCCCGGGCAACUACAGUCCAUACCCAAUGGGAACAGCCAACAGCUGUGUGGCUGCCAGUUCCGCUUACGGCAACUGUGAAUGCUACGGCCACUCCAACCGCUGCAGUUACAUUGAAUACCUGAAGAUAGUGACCUGCGUCAGUUGCAAACACAACACCCGGGGCCAGCACUGCCAGUACUGCCGUCUGGGCUUCUUCCGCAACGCGUCCGCCGAGCUGGACGACGAGAACGUCUGUAUCGGGUGUAACUGCAACCAGCACGGGUCAAGGCACGAUCGCUGCAACGAGACGGGCCACUGUGAAUGUAAAGAGGGGGCCAUGGGUUCCAAGUGUGACGACUGCAAGCCAGGAUACCACUGGAGACGGGGCUGCUUCCCCAACAUCUGUGACAACGAGCUGCUGCUGUGUCAGAACGGCGGCACCUGCCACCACAACCAGCGCUGCCUGUGCGCUGGCGGAUACACCGGCGUCCUCUGUCAAGGCGGCCGCUGCCGCCCCGGGGACCAGAAUUGUAACGCGGCUUCCAGCUUGUGUCCCAGCGCCGCCACCGCGUUGCUGGCCGCUCUCGCACUGCUGCUGGCCGCUCCCUGCUCCUAGUCGGCGAGCAUCGUGGUGAACCUCGCUCGGGCCGCGGAGCCCGGCCGCCGAGCGGCUUGAAGAGCGGGCGGGCGCCGGCGACGACUUGCGCCGCCCCAGUGCCAGGGCCGGGCCGGGCCGGGCCAGGGUCGCAGUUCCGUGUAUCUCGGUGACAAUGACGAGACUGUACAUGUCUGUGCCGUAUCCUACAGUGAACGUUCUCAUAAUCCGUACGGGGGGGUGGGGGGUGGGGGAAAUUCUAGGAAGCAAUUCCAAAACUUAGGGCGAGGAAUUGCAGAGCGGACUCUUCAGAUUCUGCUGCAUACUCAACAUCAUCUACUGUCCAGAUGUACCGAUUGCCCAAACUGUAGUGGCUGCGUUUCUUUGCAAAAUAUCAGUCGGCUGGGAGGAGUGGCUGAAUUCUCAAGGAGCAUGGUCGGAGGGAGCGAGUGGCUGGUUAUAUCACACGCCGAGCAGUAUUAAUAUACCAGGUUCAAUACUUAUUUUGUAGAAAUGGUUAUUUUUGCUCUAUCUGAAUGUUCACAUAUUAUGGGCAUUUUAUUAGUGACUACACAGAGUAAAGUGACUUGUUAACAUCAUUCCGCUGCAUUCUCUCUUUUUUUUCUGACCCCAUAAUCGGGGAACAUAAUCUAAGUAAAUUAGGGUGUCAGGAGCAAAUUGAAACCGAGAGGGAGAGACGAAGGGGAAUGAGAAACCCACUGUAUCAAUAAGAUGGUUACAUGGCAGGAGGAUACAUAUCCCCCACAGUUAAAGGAAAAUAAAAAUGCCAGAAAUAUUCAGCAAGUCAGGCAGUAUCUGUGGAGCAAGAAACUGUUACAAGACCAUGAGCUGGGCAGAGUAAUAGCUGAACAGUUUUUGUUCACAGAUAUACUGGUUUAAAGACCCCUUGUGAAGGCGAUCCAGAUGUUCAUAUCUGCAUUACGGCUUCUAAAGAUGCUGGACUCAAUAUUACCACUGCUGGAGAAAGGUCCAGCCACAGGGCAGACACCUUCCCUGGUCACCAGGAAACCAGGCUCCUCCAAUAUUUUGUGCCUCUGGAAUGGGAAUAAUCAAUUCCCCUGUGUGAGGGACCAACAGUACUGUAGAGUCAUAAAGUGAUACAGUGUAGAAACCAGCCCUAUGGCCCAACUUGCCCACACCGGCCAACAAUGCUCCAGCUACACUAGUUCCACUUGCCUGCGCUUGGUCCAUAUCCCUCCAAACCUGUUCAAUCCAUGU
Messenger RNA from Leucoraja erinaceus (little skate), 3411 nucleotides. RefSeq names its product netrin-G2-like. The transcript has 7 exons. Lineage: Eukaryota; Metazoa; Chordata; Chondrichthyes; Rajiformes; Rajidae. The coding region runs from base 595 to 2193 and encodes 532 amino acids. The record is from RefSeq and is a predicted model, not a curated record.